CGGAGAAAAGAUAUUGCCAAACGGAGAAGGAGGCUUUGGCUCUAGUCUGGAGCGUUGAGAAGUUCCAGGUAUAUUUGAUCGGUCGAAAAUUUAACCUUUUGACAGACUGCAAAGCAUUGACUUACUUAUUUGCUCCGACAUCUCGGCCAUGUGCUCGUAUUGAGCGAUGGGUACUGAGGCUACAGAGUUUUCAGUACCGGAUUGUUCAUAUUUCAGGACAAUCUAACAUAGCCGAUGUCCUGUCUCGGCUUUCCACACUUCUUCCUCAACCAUUCGAUGAAUCGGAAGAGCUGAUGGUGAGAGAAAUAGUAUCUUCUUCUGCAGCAACAAUGGCUUUGAAGUGGCAAGAAAUUGAACGCGCUAGUAGAGAUGACCCUGAAAUACAACAAGUUAUUGAGGCAUUAGACUCCGGGGGAGAGGGAGAUAUUCCUUUACCAUUCAAAAUGAUAUCCACAGAGCUUUGCCGGCUAGAUGAUGUUUUACUGAGAGUAGACCGAAUUGUUAUUCCACAAAGUCUUCGACAACGGGUUUUACAGAUUGCACAUGAAGGGCAUCCGGGUAUACGGAUUAUGAAAAGCCAUUUACGUACUAACUCGUGGUGGCCAAAGAUGGACCAGGAUGUCGAAAGAUAUGUGAAGGCAUGCCGUGGGUGUGUCUUGGUCUCUGCCCCCAAUCAACCCGAGCCAAUGAUCAGAAAAACACUUCCAUCUCGGCCGUGGGAGCAAAUUGCGAUAGAUUUCUUAGGUCCAUUGCCGGAUGGCGAAAAUUUGCUAGUGUGUAUCGACUACUACAGCAGAUUUAUGGAAGUUAUUGAAAUGAAUUUUAUCACAUCAGCGUCAACUAUUAAAGAACUAUUAAUAAUUUUCUCACGGUAUGGAGUUCCAGAAUCAAUACGUGCGGAUAACGGUCCUCAGUUUUCUUCAGACGAGUUUCAAGCAUUUUGUGAUGAAUAUGGUAUACAUCUAGAGACGACUAUACCAUAUUGGCCACAAAUGAACGGAGAAGUUGAACGGCAGAACCGGUCAAUUUUGAAGCGAUUGCGUAUAGCACAGGAACUUGGAAAAGAUUGGCGGAAAGAUCUGCGACAGUAUUUGUUAGUGUAUCACUCUUCAAAUCAUUCAACCACUGGAAAAGCGCCUGCAGAAUUAAUGUUUGGUCGUAAAAUGCGAACGAAGUUACCAAGUGUCCCUAUCAACAUAUAUGACGAUGAGGAAAUGAGGGAGAAGGACAAAAUUGAGAAGGAGAAGGGAAGAGUAUACGCUGAUAAGAGACGCAAAGCGGAGCCUAGUACUAUAGAAGUGGGAGAUAAAGUUGUAGCAAAGCGAAUAAGAAAGAACCACAAAUUACAGUCAAAUUUUUCACCCGAAGAAUUUAGUGUGAUCGGUAAACAUGGAACAGAUGUCACUAUAAGAUCAUCAUUAACUGGGAAAGAAUUCCGAAGAAGUGCUGCUCAUCUGAAACAACUUCCAACGCCACCAAUUCAGGAAAGCCAGUUGAAUAAGGAUGCGAUUGACCCAAGUUGUCAACAAGACUCACUUGAAAUGGUGGAUCCUAAACCAGGACAAUCAAGGAUUCUUCAUCAUGAGGAUCCGGUGCCGAAAAGAACUCGAAUGGAAUCCACUCGACUAAGGGAGUUCGUGACAUAUUAAGAACGUAUGAGACAACUUGGAUAGAGCAACCAUGAUCCAGAAGAAGGGGCAUCGAUGACGGGAGGC
Toxorhynchites rutilus septentrionalis is the source of this 1715-nucleotide messenger RNA. RefSeq lists its product as uncharacterized. Gene Ontology annotation, molecular function: nucleic acid binding. The record is from RefSeq and is a predicted model, not a curated record. Gene Ontology annotation, biological process: DNA integration. Lineage: Eukaryota; Metazoa; Arthropoda; Insecta; Diptera; Culicidae. The transcript is spliced from 2 exons. Bases 294 to 1649 code for a protein of 451 amino acids.